Diospyros lotus (date-plum) is the source of this 661-nucleotide messenger RNA. RefSeq names its product mini zinc finger protein 2-like. Gene Ontology annotation, biological process: regulation of DNA-templated transcription; regulation of developmental process. The record is from RefSeq and is a predicted model, not a curated record. Lineage: Eukaryota; Viridiplantae; Streptophyta; Magnoliopsida; Ericales; Ebenaceae. Gene Ontology annotation, molecular function: DNA-binding transcription factor activity; transcription cis-regulatory region binding. The transcript has a single exon. Gene Ontology annotation, cellular component: nucleus. The coding region runs from base 19 to 495 and encodes 158 amino acids.
UCGAAGUGGGUGUGAGAAAUGACUCCGUCUCCUUCAUUAACCAAACUACCUCCUCGUCAUAUAUGCUCCAUGAAGAACAAUUCUGCAACCCUUCGCGGCUCUUGCCAAUUCACCAAAAAACGAAAAUUAAGAUCCACUUUCAAUAAUAUCUCUUCAUCAACCUCGCCUCAAUCUGAUCAUCAAUCCCAAUGUGAUCAUGAUUAUGAGCUUCAGCUUGAGGAAAUGAAGUCCAAUUUAGAAGAUUCCAAGAAGCCCUCCAGCAAUGGCUCUUUGCAGGAAAAGCUGGUGAGGUACAAGGAAUGCCGGAAGAACCAUGCAGCCAACAUCGGCGGCUACGCCGUGGACGGAUGCCGGGAAUUCAUGCCCGCCGGAGAAGAAGGAACCACCGUGGCUUUCGAGUGCGCCGCCUGUGGCUGCCACCGGAAUUUCCACCGGAGAGAGAUCGUCGACGACUGCAACUCUGACUGUUCUUCCAUAUCUACAACCCGGAAAUAAUUAAUUCUUGCCAUAGUUUCUUUCUUUUCUUCUUCUUCUUUUUCUUUUUUCUUGUUUCUUCCAUAGUUCUUCCAUAUCUCUGCUGUAAUGUUGGCAGCUCAACUCUAUUAGGGUUGGCGCUAUGACUAAAUAAGAAUUUCCCUCACAGCUCAGUGCAGAUUAUUCA